Messenger RNA from Chinchilla lanigera (long-tailed chinchilla), 2001 nucleotides. It is a transcript of the gene Tcn2, whose product is annotated as transcobalamin II. Gene Ontology annotation, molecular function: cobalamin binding. The record is from RefSeq and is a predicted model, not a curated record. Bases 250 to 1548 code for a protein of 432 amino acids. Gene Ontology annotation, biological process: cobalamin transport. NCBI's taxonomy places the organism in Eukaryota, Metazoa, Chordata, Mammalia, Rodentia, Chinchillidae. The transcript is spliced from 10 exons.
AGAACAGCUGACUCCAGAGUUCUCAUUCAUGUGACCACCAUGGCUCCCCGUCCUGCUUCUUGUCUCCAGCCGGGGUGGGCACUUGCAGAGCCGCUUCUGUGAGGAGCAGCAGCAUACCUAGGGGAGCGGAGAGAUUAAUCAGUGACAGGAAGCUGCGUCUUGUCCAGAGUGGUGACCUGUUGUGGUCGGACAAAUCUUGGCGAGCCCAGCCCCAGGAGUUUCUCCUGCUUCCCGCCUGCUGCUCCUGCCAUGGGGAACCUUAGGGCCUUCCUCUUCCUGCUGGGGGCCCUGGGGGCUCUCGCCGAGUUCUGUGUCAUACCACAGUUGGAUAGUCAGCUGGUGGAGAGGCUUGGCCAACGCCUCUUGCCCUGGAUGGACCAGCUGUCCCGGGAGCACCUGAACCCCAGCAUCUAUGUGGGCCUGCGCCUCUCCAGCCUGCAGGCUGGGACCAAGGAAGACCUCUACCUGCACAGCCUCAAGCUCGAUUAUCAACAGUGCCUCCUGGGACCUGCCACCAGCGAUGACAACGGUGACUGCCCGACCAAGCCUUCCAUGGGCCAGCUGGCACUCUACAUGCUUGCUCUCAGGGCCAACUGCGAGUUCGUCAGGGGCCGCAAGGGGGACAGGCUGGUCUCACAGCUCAAGUGGUUCUUGGAGGAUGAGAAGAGGGCCAUUGGGCACAGUCACAAAGGCCAUCCCCAUACCAGCUACUACCAGUAUGGCCUCAGCGUCCUGGCCCUGUGUGUCCACCAGAAACUGGUCCAUGACAGUGUGGUGGGCAAGCUCCUGUAUGCUGUGGAACACGACCACCACCUCCACCAGGACCAUUUCUCUGUGGACACGAUGGCCGUGGCGGGCCUGGCCUUUGCCUGUCUGGAGCGCUCUUACUUCAACUCUGAUCUGAGACCACGGAUCACCACGGCUAUCGGGACAGUGCAAGAGAAGAUCCUGAAGGCCCAGACCCCUGAGGGCUACUUCGGGAACGUCUACAGCACCCCACUGGCACUGCAGUUCCUAAUGUCCUCCCCACUGUCUGGGGUGGAGCUGGGCCCCGCAUGCCUUAAGGCAAGAGCAGCCCUGCUGGCCAACCUGCAGGAUGGAGCCUUCCAGAAUGCUGUCAUGAUUUCCCAGCUGUUGCCUGUCUUGAACCACAAGACCUACGUGGAUCUCAUCUUCCCAGACUGCCAAGCGCCAAGAGGGCUGUUGGUAGCAGCUCCUGAGGACGCCUCCUUGAUCCACAUCCCAGAGGUCAUCAGUGUCGUGCUGGAGGUCUCCAGCGUCUUGCCACCCUACAAACGAGCCAUCUCGGUAGUGGCUGGGUCCUCCUUGGAAGACGUUCUGAAGAAGGCCCAGGAGCUAGGAGGAUUCACGUUUGGAACCCGGGCCUCCUUGUCUGGUCCCUUCCUGACCUCUGUGAUGGGGAAAGUGGCUGGGGACCGAGAGUUCUGGCAGCUCCUCCAGGCCCCUGACACCCCUCUGCUGCAAGGUAUUGCUGACUACAGACCACGGGAUGGAGAAACCAUCAAGCUUAGACUGGUUAGCUGGUAGCCCCGGGCUCUCUCACCCCAACAGCCUCGCACACUCCCCAGGCUUUUGUCCUUCCUGAACCUGCAGCCACCUCCUGUGAAUUUGGAACAAUGUCACCUACCACCUCUGCGGGGAUCUAAGCCACAGCUCCCAUUGGAGCAGGGAGCCAAGCACCUGCCUGGGGAGCCUGGCCCCGCAGGUCUGCCCCACAGGCUGAAGGACCUGUGGCUCUCGGACUCCUCGGCAGGACGAGGGCAAGUCCCUCAGCCGCAGCACUGUGAGUACCACUGCUCUGGGACUGGGGUCCUGAAAGGAGGCCUCCGUGCCCCCGGGGCUGCGGCCCUGACCCCAGGUCUCCACUCUGUUGUCAGGGUGGUGGCCCUAGAGCUGGUCGUGGUACAGUGGCCGGUGAGGCCUCAGCAGGGUUGCUUGAUGCCCGCCUCUGAGAUGAUUAAAGUCUUGAUUGUCUGAGCA